AUGUUAAAAUUGAAACCUUCAGAAUCUGCUCCAAAUUCUCUUAAGAUGCCACACUUAAAAGCUAAGGACUUAGACAAAAAAAAUGAAAUGGAUAAAGUAAUUUAGUAGCAAAUAAUCAUUGAGCCUGAAAUAGUGAGAUUUGCAGGAUUUGAAGUGGGCAAAUUAAAUUUACUCAAAAUUCGUGUGAUCAACAAGUAUCUUUAACCACAACGAAUUUUGGUUAUACCUCCUAAAACUAAUUUCUUCAAUGUCAAAUAUGAUAAGAAGGGAGCCAUUGCCUCUGGAAUGUUUGAAGAAAUUUAUAUUUCCUUCAAACCCUUUGAAUAUAAGCAAUACUAGGAUUCGAUGAGAAUCAACACUUAAUUUGAUUCGAUCUUGAUUCCAAUACAUGCUUUUCCAGCAAUCAACAGGGAUUAUUUAAGAGAUUUAUUUCCUCGGUAUUUGGAUUUUGGAACCCUUGAAUUGGGUGAAUAGUUUUCUUAAAGAUUUCCAAUUUAAAAUAAGGUACCUCUUAACUUUGAUUUUGAAUUCAUCGUCAUCAAGGACAACAUGGACUUUAGAAUAACUCCCCUGAGAGGCACUAUUCCUGACAAGGGAGUAACUGAAAUAGAAAUUCUCUAUAGACCUUCCAUUAAUGUAACUGUCUAUAUGGAAGUGGAAUUGAUUGUGGGAUCUGUAGACUUCGAACCUCUGCCAAUCAAACUUAUGGGAACCGGUCGAUCAUAAAAUGAUAAGAAUCUAAGUAGAAUUAGAAGACCUCAAUCAGUGAGAAAACUGCAUUCCAUAAUCCAAUAGCCAAAACAAAAUCAAAAAUUGAUCCCAAAAGACUUAUAGUCCUCUUAAGAGAACAUUGAUGAAUAUUCCAUACCUGAACAAUCCCCAUAGGUCAUUUACGAGGCCACAGGAGGAAACGAUCAAGUCGAGUAGUUUUAUCCAAUAAUAAAACCAACCACUAAACGGAUUAGACCAUAAAUAAUUGAAAACGAAGUGUUGGAAAUCAAAUAAGGUGUCUCUCUCUAGGGAAGACAAGUUAAAGAGAAGCAAUACCUCGAUCAUUUCAAUUAAAUAGCAAAUCUAGAUAAAGAAAAAGAAAAUAAACUCAAACAAUGCAUUGGAGAUUCCCCAAUCUAAAAGGAAACCAUCUCAGAAAUCAUGAGUUAAAGAGAACAAUUUAAUCAAUAGAUGUUAAAUUAGAUAUUCUAAAGUGGUAUUACAAGGUAUCAACUUUAACUUAAUAUUGACAAUGCAGUGGCUGAUUAAAUUUUACCAAAAUAUGAAUGUCAAUGGGAUUUCGAAAAAAAUGAUGUCAUCAAAAUCAAGAAAAUAGUAAGGCUUUUGAAACUAAAAAAAUUCAUCUAUGCAGUAACAAGAGUUAUCUAUAGAAUAAGAUUUGAUAAUAGGAUGUCCAAAAUCAGAGCAUUUUUAAAAGGAGCAACCAAAAGAUCAGAAGUUGAGAAGUUGGUCAACCAAGAUUGGUAAAAAGCAGAAUAUGCUGGUGUUGGCAAAAAAGAUUUUAUUGCCUUUACUUUUGAAUUCGAGGAAAAUUGCAUUGGAAAAUUUGCACUCCCAGUUUAAUACUAAGAAACAAACACCUACUCAUUUAAAUUUGAUAUUAAUCCAAGAACAGGAUUUGAUGAUUGGGCUCCAAUUGAACAAAUUCCUUAAUCUGAUUAAGAAGUCAUGCAAUAUAAAAAUUGGGAUUACCCUCAAUUAGUCUAUCAUCCUCCACUCUUAUAAUAAGUAGUUUUUAGAGAUGGAGCUGAAGAAGAAAAGGCAGUCAAAGGGAAAAUGGGGCCUAUUUAGAGUAUUUUAUCCACAAACCAGAAACUUGAAGAAACUAUCAAAAUUGUAAUGCAAAAACCUCCAGAAUAUGAAGGAGUUUAGUUAUUAUUGCCUCACAAAACUCUUCAAUGCUAUUUGCCAUUGGAAACUUGUAACCCCAUAGAAACUUCAUUUUUAUUAAACUAUAGAACCAUAUCUAAUAUAGGAUCAGACUUGGAUAUUGAUGCUUCCAGGAAUAAUUCAAUCAUAAAACAAGAAAUCAGCAAUAGAUAGGCAGGAUACAAUAAUCUAAACCUACUGUAUGAAUUAAAAUUGGACUAAUUUUAUUACUAAGAAAGGAAUAUGCAAUUAGCCUAUGAUUUUGGAUUUGAGGAUUAAAUUGAAUAAUAUUGUGCUUCUUUGAUGCAUGACAAGGAAAAGGAUGACUAUAUCACAGAUGACAGUGAUGAAGAGAGACCACCUUAGCCAGUUGUUGUUGACCAUAAUGAAUGGCUUGCGAAGUUAGAGCAAGACGAUAAAGCACUUUAACCAUUUAAAUAAGGUGAGAUCAUCGAUCAAUAAGAAUUACUAAAACAUAAAAUAGAUACUAAUUUAAUGUUUGAGAAAAAUAAAUGGAUCUCUACUGUGCCAUCUAAGACAAACGAUUACAACAAAUUUAUUAUCAAAAAUGAGAAUAAAAUUAUAAUUUUAUGA
Paramecium tetraurelia is the source of this 2475-nucleotide messenger RNA. RefSeq lists its product as uncharacterized. The record is from RefSeq and is a predicted model, not a curated record. Gene Ontology annotation, cellular component: cilium. The transcript has 6 exons. Lineage: Eukaryota; Ciliophora; Oligohymenophorea; Peniculida; Parameciidae. Gene Ontology annotation, biological process: cilium movement; cilium assembly.